This is a messenger RNA of Cladocopium goreaui, 1278 nucleotides long. The record is from the annotation of a GenBank genome assembly. NCBI's taxonomy places the organism in Eukaryota, Dinophyceae, Suessiales, Symbiodiniaceae.
AUGACACCGAGAAACACUGGACAUUUAUAUAUAACUAUAUAUAACUAUAUAUAUAGUCCAGAACAUGAUCUGACAGCUAGGUACGUGGAGAAGAUUGUGGAAGUGCCUCAGGUCAUAUACGAAGAAAGACCUAUUGAAGUGCCAGAGCUGAUCCAUGUGGAGGCUGUCACACAGGUGCCAAGGCCUCAUGUACAAUUCGUGAAGAAAGAAGUGCCGAAGGUGGUUCUUCAACCACAGGAGAGGAUUGUGGAGGUGCCGCUAACCCUGACACAGGAGCGACCGGUGGAAGUGCCGCAAGUCCAUGUGGCCGAAUUGAUGGUGCAAGCGCCAUCCUUAGUCGAAUUUGUUGUGCCUAAGAUCAUCGUGCAGGCAGAAGAGAAGAUUGUCGAAGUACCACAGGUCUUCUACGAGGAAUGUCUCAAACAUGUCCCCCAAGUUCAAGUGGCUGAAGUGAUCAAGGAGGUACCGCAUUACCAGAAGCAGGUUGUGCAAAAGCAUGUGCCCAAGAUUGUGGAAACCAAAGUUGUGGAGAAGGUUGUACCCGUACCAGUGAACCUUGUGCGGGAAACUGCAGUGGAGGUUCCCCAGGUAGUGCAGCAUGAAGUCAUUCGGCAGAAAGCCUCUGGAGCGAUGCAGCAACGCAUCAUCCAGACAGGCUGGCAGUACCAACGGUCUGCAAGAAAGGAGGAAGUCGUCAGCGGGAUCGCCGAAGCGCAGCAAGGAGGUAUCUAUGAUGCUCCUGUGGCUUCUGUCCGGCGUGUGAGCCUUCCAACCAAUGAGGUGGAGGUCUCUGCUGUGAUUACUGAGCAGUCUGUGUCCCACGAAGCUCCUGUGGUGACCACAGUGAACCUAAAGCCUGGCAUGUUUGCUCAGACUCAGGUGGCCCCUGCACCAGUCACCACCUAUGGCACUGCGAUCGUGGGCACAAUGGGCACUGGUACAGCUGCUGCGCCAAGCACCUUCCGCGCUGCCCAAGCCUGUCCCUGCAGAACGGCUUGGGGUACAGGCGAUGUCUCGGCCAGCGCAGCCGCUACCAGUGGUGCUGCCGCAAGCACUAUGCGGACCACUCGUGCAGAAGCAACAGCUUGCGCCAACUGCGGCAAUGUUCUCAUGCCUGACUCUAGCUUCUGCCGAAAAUGUGGAGCUGCCCGCUCUGUCCCAGGGGCUCCAGACCCUUUCCUGGUAACUGAGCCAGUGGCCCCCGGCUAUGGAACCAUCAACACGCAGUCCACCUUGCUGCUGGGCGAAAUUAAUAUCCAGCCAGUGGACCACAUUUGA